CACCAACAUACGAAGAAGAAGAAAGAGGACGAAGAAGGAAAUUACAACUACUGUACACUCGUUUUAAUUAAACCUGAACGAUAGCUGCCAUUAAAGACAAUAAUUAGCAGCUAUGUGGAGAACACAAGUCAAACAGCGACUGGAGGCAGCGGUGGAAGACAUAUUGUGGAUUUUUGAAAGAACAGUCGCAAAUUAUGAAGAAGAAUUGGUGCGUUCAAAGAAAAAUGAGAUGCAGAGCUACACCUCUGGUUCUGUUUUCAUCCCCAAAGAUCAGCUGCGCAUGAUGGCGUUGCCUGCAAAAAAUCAGCUGAAGGCGCCGAGUAAAGAAGGUGCCCCUGAAGUGCCGAGACCGGACGUGGACCAGCGGGAACUCGAACCUCUCUGCAUAAAAGAGGAGGAACGCUGGAUUAGUCUGGAGGGAGAGGAGGUCACUGGGAGAAAGGGGACUGAUGCCACCAGGUUUCCCUUCACUGCAGUUCUUCUGAAAGAAGAGGAUGAUGAUGGCAUCGCUGUAUUCUCACAGCUUCACCAGCAGCAAGUGGAGGCCAGAGAACUUCCAAGCAGAAGCUCAACUGACCUAAUGACAGCAGCAAAUGUUGGAGAGGACAGUGGAAGAGCAGAAUCUACCAUGAGCCUAGCAGUAAAUACUCUGGAAGACAAUUCCAGCUCUUCAGAGACUGAUGCCAGCGAGGAUGAUGAUGACGAUGAUGUGAGCAGUACUCAGUCUAAACUGAAACACUUGUCAGGCUCUGGGUCAAAAACUGAAGACAGUGACACAGACUGGAAGGAGAGCAAAUCUAAAUGCUCUGAGUGCAGCAAUCGAUUUUUGAGCAACGGGCCUCAUGACAGUCAGGUGACAAGUCAUUCAAGACUGAGCUCGUCAAACUGUGUAGUUGAACUCGAAGGUGUUGAAAUAAAGACUAACUCGCACGGGAAAGUUCAGACAAAACUGAAAUCAUUUAGUUGUGAUGAGUGUGGCAAAAGAUGCGCCAGAAAUGCAACUUCAAGCACCCACAGAACAAACCAAACAGUGGAGAAACCGUUUGUUUGUCGUCUUUGUGGAUGGAGGUUUAGAAGUUUGAAAAAGUUCGACAAACACAUGACGGUCCACAAACCAUUUGUCUGUGAUGUCUGUGGAUACAGGUUUGGCAAUAAGUCACACUUAAGAUCACACCUGAGAAUCCACUCAGGGGAGAAACCGUUUGCUUGUGAUAUUUGUGAACUCAGAUUUAUCCGUAAUUCACAUUUAACUAGACACAUGAGGAGACACACAGGACAGAAACUGUAUACUUGUGAGAUUUGCAAACAAUCGUUUACCAGAAAAGAACAUUUGGACAGACACACGAGAAGAAACCGUCACCGGAAGGAAGACAAUUCAGCUGUGAAUAUUACUGGUAGUCACAUAAAGACACAAGAGUUCACACCGAAUCAAACCUAAACAGUUCCAACAUUUGUUGUAAAUAUCUAUAUGUUAGUGCAGUAAUUUUAAUGUAGAUAAUUCUAUUUCAUUUGUGAUCCUUGAAAUUCA
This is a messenger RNA of Nematolebias whitei (Rio pearlfish), 1528 nucleotides long. RefSeq names its product zinc finger protein 260. Bases 113 to 1438 code for a protein of 441 amino acids. Gene Ontology annotation, biological process: regulation of transcription by RNA polymerase II. Gene Ontology annotation, molecular function: RNA polymerase II cis-regulatory region sequence-specific DNA binding; DNA-binding transcription factor activity. The transcript is spliced from 2 exons. NCBI's taxonomy places the organism in Eukaryota, Metazoa, Chordata, Actinopteri, Cyprinodontiformes, Rivulidae. The record is from RefSeq and is a predicted model, not a curated record.